Camarhynchus parvulus is the source of this 2193-nucleotide messenger RNA. It is a transcript of the gene AFMID, whose product is annotated as arylformamidase. The transcript is spliced from 11 exons. The coding region runs from base 121 to 996 and encodes 291 amino acids. Gene Ontology annotation, molecular function: arylformamidase activity. The record is from RefSeq and is a predicted model, not a curated record. NCBI's taxonomy places the organism in Eukaryota, Metazoa, Chordata, Aves, Passeriformes, Thraupidae.
CCCUCGGCGGGCAGGCGGCCCGGGAUCGGCACCGGGAUCCGGACCGGGAUCGGUACUGGGAUCGGCACCGGGAUCGGCGCCGGGAUCGGGACGGGGAACGGCACCGGGAGCGGCCCCGCGAUGGGCGGGUGGCGGGAUAUGUCCGCGGAGGCGCUGGAGGACCAUUACUCUCCCAGUCGCUGGUCCCCCCGCCUGGACCGGGACACCAUCAUCGACGCGCACCUGGCGGUGACGGCGGCAGGAACCGAGCGGGCCCGGGCCAGCGGGCAGACCCUGCUGCACGUGCCCUACGGCGACGGGGACCGGGAGAAGCUGGACAUCUACUUUCCCACGGAGCCUUCUGAAACCUUCCCGGCGCUGGUCUACAUCCACGGCGGGUACUGGCAGAGCAUGAGUAAGGAAGACUCGGGGUUUGCAGCCCCCCCGCUGGUGUCGCAGGGGGUGGCAGUGGUGGCGGUGGGGUACGACAUAGCCCCUAAGGGCCGCAUGGACACCAUGGUGCUGCAGGUGCGCCGCAGCCUCGCCUUCCUGGUGCAGCAAUACCCCAGGAUCAGAGGCAUUUACCUGUGCGGACACUCGGCAGGGGCCCACCUGGCAGCCAUGGUGCUGUCCACAGACUGGACGGAAUUCCAAGUGGUGCCAGAUAUCAAAGGAGCGGUGCUGGUGAGCGGCCUGUAUGACCUGGAGCCCAUCCUGCACACCUACGUGAACGAUGCUCUGAACAUGAGCCGGGAGGUGGCCCAGAGGAACAGCCCCAUGAGACUUGUCACCCCAGCAGCACCAGCAGCCUGUGAGGUGCUCGUGGCUGUGGCCCAGCAUGACUCCCCAGAGUUUCGCAGGCAGUCCCAGGAGUACAGCCAGGCCCUGCGUGCAGCAGGCUGGUCUGUCUCUCUGCUGGACCUGGCUGGUGUGGAUCACUUUGAUGUCAUUGAGAGGCUGUCAGAGGACAGCUAUGUCCUCACUCAGGUGAUUCUGAACAUGAUUUCAAGAGCAUGAUGGCACCUCAGGAGUAAAGAGAUGGGGACCGUGGCCCUGUGUGGUGGCAGUGGGCAUCUGGUGUCCCCCUGCCUGCUGCCCCCUCAGUCUAACACAGGGCCAUGGCUGCUCAGACCCACACUGUGCCCUCUCUGCUCAGCCCAGCCCAGACUGGUGCCCCUUCCCUGCAGUGCUCCUGCCCGCUGGAGCAGAGGGGACUGAGGGCUGCAAGGCUCUGACUGGGCAGCUGGACCAUGAACUUUGUUCCCUCAGCGUCCUUUAAACUGCACAUUGGCAAUACAAAAUAAAAUGGGAAUUACUGCUGCCUGGGGUAGUGCUUCCCAGGGAGCCAGUGAGUGCACGCCUGAAGCAACUGCUGCUGAGAGAAUCCCUUCUUCCAGUGCAGAGUUCUGGGACUGGCUGGCCCAGAACGUGACAGGGGAGCCUGGGGAGCCCACCUGCUGCUGUGGGACAGAAUGACAUAAGCCUCUGUGAAUGGGAGUGACACAGCCAACUGGGCCAGGCUGGGCUCAUGCUCUGGGACAGACCUGGCCAGACACAAACCUUGGCACUGCUGUGCAGCAACCCUGGUCCUGUGGCUGAGAUGGUUCCGCGUCCUCAGGAGCAACUGUCCUUCCAUGGGGGCCUUGGCUGUGAUGAUGUCCCUGCUGCAGAGCAAGGAGAAGAGAGAAAACACCCUGCACAGCUACAGUACCACCAAAAGGUGUUUAUUUUGUGCACCGACUGCCUCAGGGGCUGCGCUAGGCUGGGCUCACACUGGUUUGUCAGGCUGCCUGUGAGGGCUGAUGCCAAUUUCAGAUGGCUGGGCACACAUCUGGAGCACAAAGGGGCUGGUCCCACUCCUCGCUCUGGGCUGCCCAACUGCUGCAGCCGCGGGGCUGGCAGAAUGCUCAGGCUCCCCCUGUGCCUGGAGGCGCUGGAUGCAGUCCCGAGGCCAAUUCCUCCUGGCACUUCCUGGCCACAAAUUCCAGCUUUCUCCUGGCGAGCUCGGUGUCACGGGCCGAGACAUCGCGGUGCCAGACGGCGCGCAGGCUCCGCGCCGACCAGGGGAGCAGCAGGACGCUGACGGCCUGCCCGGUCUCAGCCUCCUCCUCCUCGCUGACGGCGCGCAGGCGGUCGCAGAGCUCGGCGGGGGACGGCCAGGCCCCUUGGACAUCCACCAUCACAAUGUUGGUCUCCACUGCUGCCAGGCUGACG